This is a messenger RNA of Eurytemora carolleeae, 2407 nucleotides long. RefSeq lists its product as uncharacterized. NCBI's taxonomy places the organism in Eukaryota, Metazoa, Arthropoda, Copepoda, Calanoida, Temoridae. Gene Ontology annotation, biological process: signal transduction. The record is from RefSeq and is a predicted model, not a curated record. The transcript is spliced from 25 exons. Bases 186 to 1856 code for a protein of 556 amino acids. Gene Ontology annotation, molecular function: GTPase activator activity.
UCAACGAUAAUUUUUUUCAGGAAAAUGGCGGAAAAAUGUAGUUUAUUAUAGGACUACGUUGUCUGGAGGCUUAGUAGUUGAAUUGGUUGAUUUAAAUCUGUUUGGUUUCCCUGUGAAGGUGGUAUGCAGGGAUAUAAAGAUUAUAUACAGAUCAGAUUUAGAGUUGUGUUCAUUUACCAGGGAGAAUGUCCACCUUACGGAAUAUAAUGAUGGACGUUAACUACAGCAUCAAUAAUGUUGGUACUGUUGUAACAGCAUGUACAGGGGAGGGUGGAGCUCGUCAGUUCCCUAGAAGACUAGAGAAAGUAAAGUUUGGUGGUGAGCUGAGUAUGGUCUGUAAGAAGGGUAUCCCUGGACCACUCCUGUUGAUCCUGCUGAAACUGAACAAGGAAGGACCGUUUAAGAGAGAUGUGUUCAGGGCUCCAGGACACCAGGGGAAUAUGAGGAAACUAAUACACUUUCUGGGGGGGGUUCUUAACUUUCUACAGCAGGGCCGGAUGAUAAAUAUUCAAAACUUCUCUGUGAACACCAUAGCCAGCGUUCUUAAAAAGUUUCUGCGGAAAAUCCCUGGUGGUAUAUUUGGACCUGAGAAUGAGCGAAUACUGUUCCAAGUUAUGAGAUCAGGAAACGAAGAGGAAAGGAAAAGGAGAGUGCAGAAUAUUAUGAACUCUUUACCCCUCCACUCUCAACAGCUACUCGUCCUACUGUUCGGUACUUUCAGAGUGAUAUCUACAAAGAGUGAGAAGACUGGUAUGACCGCCGAGGCCUUAGGAGUCAGUGUUGCUCCCUCCUUCUUCCACACCUGCAGCACGGGGAAAGCUGCAAAGAUGGAAGAUGUUGAAAGGUUUAAGGAAAAACUUAUCGAUGAGUGUGUUUCUAACAUUGCAAAUGCAACAAAAGUCACUUCAUACUUCAUAGAACACUUUGGGAUGACCUGGCUGUUUAGUAAGGAUAUAUAUGAGUACUACGCUAGAUUAACGGGUAGAAUACUCAGGAUUGAGGAUAAGUUCAUAUUCUUCACUUAUCCUCUUGAGAUGUUAGGAACAAGGGAUGAUAUGCACACCUCCCUAAAUCACAGACUGUCUGAUGUCCCCGAGACUGGUAGUUUAGAAUGUAUACCUGAAAACUUAACCCUGGAGCAGGGACGGUUAUCCAUAUCUUUGGAUCAGACUCUGAGUCCCUCUACCCCUGUGUCAGGACUGAAUCAAGGAAGAAGUGCUACUCUAGGUCGUCCAAAACAGUUAACCUCAAACGUACUCCAGAAAACAUCAUCUGAGACUAAAUCCUCCUCCUGUCUUCCCCAGGUACAUAUGCGGCAAGCUGAGCGAAUGAAAGCUAGGUCUGACUGGUUUCUGUCAGAACCUUCAGGGCUGGUCACUGUAAGAGUAAGGCCUGAGAGAUUGUCCAGUCCUCGACCAUCUUCUCUGGGACAAUCCAACUUUGCCUUCCCACCAGACAGGAUUCCAAAGCAUGGUCAGGAGACGGAUCCAAUAUCUAGUAAACCACCAGAUGGAUUGAACCAUCAGGGUGGUACGAUCGGUCUGCGCCGACGAUUAUCGGACAAAGAGAAGGAACGUCAGGAUCGGCGGUUAGUCCGACGAUCCUCCAGUAAACGGAAAGAUAAAGAAAAUGGUGGAUCAGAUCAAAAAGGAGUUCAGACUGGGCCUGCGUUGAAAAGAACAAAUUCUGGUGAAGGAACCAGUUCAGCUGCCCUCUCUAGGACACACUCACAGGAUAGUACUAAGGGUCUUCACAGUCGUGGAGGAUCAUUCGACCAGGACAGUCCUGCCACACCCCUUGGUCCAGCAACGCCUCUUGGUCACGAUACAGUGUCCAGAUCUCUCCCUAGAAUAUAGAACUUUAGUACAUGUUUACCUCAGGUUUUCAAAUCUUUCUGAAGUGAGGACCUGCGUAUUCUACGUGGAACAGGGGGUUCCAUUCUGCUGACUUUAAGCGUGAAGAGUCCCGCAAACAUUUCUGUUUUUACUUUUUUACUAGACAUUGUUCAUUGUUCAGCUAAAACAUGUGCAAAUGAAGUCAUUCUUUGUUAUCUUCUGAUACAUUCCAUUGUAUUGUUUUUGCAUUUUCUUUAUUUAAUAUUCAAGCAUUUUGUAAACUUUGUGGGGAGCAUAUUUUAACAUAUGAUUGAUUAUGUACAUUGUACAUAUUAAGAUAAUUGGUUCACUUAGUUGUACUGUGCACUCACGCUAUUAUAUCAUUGCUUUCAUUGAUAGACAAGACUUGUUCAUUUUUAUUGUAAACCACAUGUAUGAACUGUACGUUAACCAUCUCAUUAUGAACUGCUGAGAAUUCUGUACUUGGCAUUGUUCAUUCUGUACUUGGCAUUAAUCAAAGUACACUUGACAUUAAUCAUUUUCCACUUGACAUUCAUCAGCUUUAAAUUAAU